Aspergillus niger is the source of this 1995-nucleotide messenger RNA. RefSeq lists its product as uncharacterized. The coding region runs from base 1 to 1995 and encodes 664 amino acids. Lineage: Eukaryota; Fungi; Ascomycota; Eurotiomycetes; Eurotiales; Aspergillaceae. The record is from RefSeq and is a predicted model, not a curated record. The transcript has 2 exons.
AUGCGUCUCCUGAAUGCCAAAACCCUCAAAUUAGAGGAAUUCGUGGGCCAUGACAUCCCUGCCUACGCUAUACUGUCUCAUACCUGGGGAGAGGAUGAAGUCUCUUUUCAAGACAUGCAGGCUCCAACUGUCACUGAGAAAAGGGGUUAUGCCAAAAUUGAGUAUUCAUGCGAACGGGCUCUGCAAGAUGGCCUGAGUUAUGUUUGGGUGGACACCUGCUGCAUAGAUAAAACUAGCAGUGCCGAGCUCUCUGAAGCUAUCAACUCGAUGAUGGCAUGGUAUGCGCAAUCUAGGAUUUGCUAUGCCCACUUAGCAGAUGUUCCCCCAAUCACCGAUCAAGAUUUUGAUAAAGCCGCCUUUUCUCAGAGUCGAUGGUUCACUCGCGGAUGGACUCUUCAGGAGCUAAUCGCACCAUGUGAGCUGGUAUUUUUGGCUCAGGAUUGGUCAUUCUUAGUCGCACGGGAGACUGUCGCUGAGUUUAUAAGUGACAUCACGGGCAUCAGUCACUUAUUCUUAGAAGCGAGACCAGAUAAUGAAGAUCUCAAAUCCAACCUGAUGUCAACAAGCAUCGCUGAACGAAUGAGCUGGGCAUCGGAACGUGAAACGACUCGAACAGAGGAUAUGGCAUAUUCCUUGCUGGGUAUACUCCAAGUUAACAUGCCACUUCUAUAUGGAGAGGGAUCUGCAGCAUUCCGGAGACUACAAGAAGAAAUCAUCAAACAUUCGGACGAUCAGUCAUUGUUUGCGUGGGGCUUUGGGACACCCGACCAUGACUUGAGCCAUAAACGACCAUGGUCUGCAGCUCAGUCGUCGCUUGCGAAAAUAGUGUCCUUCUUCAAAGAGUAUUCUGCUCCUCCAGAAGCAACUGGAGCGAUGGAUAUGGAUAUUUCAGACAUGUCCGGGAUCCUCGCGGAAUCUCCAGCGGCAUUUAGAGGUUGUGGAGACAUAGUUCCAUGCGACGUCAAGAGACCAACUCCUUCUUUCUCGAUGACGAAUAGGGGCCUGAGUAUAGAAUUGCCAGUUCUUCAGCUCGCAGAUGGCUACUUCUCUCUCCUUCAGUGUCAAAUGAAGAAAGACCCAACCAAGCUCAUAGCUCUGCCAAUACGGCGCCUACGAGACAAUACGUUCUGCCGAUCCAAGAGAGGGAAUUACGUAGCCAGUCAUUCAGCCUGGUUAACGUGGUCAUGGACUCAGCUUUAUUUUAUUCCCAGUAACGAUUCAGCUAUUGCACGUUUUCUGGACAGUCCACUCUACUCCAUUGCUAUCAAGAGCCUUCCGCCCAAUCUUCGGAUAGCAGAAAUACUCCCAGCUAGGCCAUUCAGGCAGGCCGACUCAAUGGUCAUAUACACCAAGAGCCCUGGAGUAAGUGACUUCGAUGCUAAUAUCUUUGUACGGUUUGAGGACUUGGGUAAUAAUAACCUAUCGUUCAUAUUGCUUGUCAUGGUGAUCAAUCCCUCCUGGGCCCGCCAACCCCUCCCAUCUGCCUUAAUACCUUACCUGUAUCUUCUGCCCCCUCCAGACGACAGCUCUCCACUAGUGAGAGACAUACGAUCUUGGAUCCGGCAGAAAGAUAGAGAAUAUCUAGGGCCAGUUCCAUACUCGGUCAAAAUUACGACGCAAACCUUGUCUCAGAGUGGCCUCUGGAUGAUUGAUAUCAUACCGGAAUCGCGGGACAAGAAAGCGAUGUACCUAGAGAUGCGCAAAAUGAGAUCCUGGGUAGGCAUAUUGCGCUGGGUCUUGAGAAGGGACCCACUUGUGGAGAAUGUCUAUGGAAAGUGGCUCGAUUACUUGUGUGAAAGAGGCUUUCGCCUUUCCCAAGUGCUUAUGCUCUCACCUUUGUGUUUCACUUUUCCAUUUGAUCUCGUACUCGAGCUGGUUGUUCAAGAAAAUCAAUUCGGAAGGUACCAGAAACUUGCUUCUACUAUACAUUAUGUGCAAAUGUAUCCCCUCACACAUGCUCCUUUCUCUCGCUGGGGAAGAGGGGGCCUAUCAUGA